Molecule: messenger RNA, 2133 nt
Organism: Ophidiomyces ophidiicola
Lineage: Eukaryota; Fungi; Ascomycota; Eurotiomycetes; Onygenales; Onygenaceae
Exons: 5
Coding region: 1-2133 (710 amino acids)
Biological process (GO): mitochondrial RNA 5'-end processing
Cellular component (GO): mitochondrial envelope; mitochondrion
Source: RefSeq, a predicted model, not a curated record
AUGUUCAGCAAAUCCGUCUGGGCCAUCGCACGACGUUCCAAUCCAUAUGUCUGCCUAUUCUGCGUGAGAAGAACAUUCGAGCGUUCCUUCGUUUUAUCUCUGCCUCGCCAUGAUGCGGUAACGGAUAUUUCAUCGGGCUCCAGUCACACGACCGAGAUCCUCCUCAACUCAGAUCUGAGUUCGAAUCAUACAAAGGUUGGCCAGGAUAACAAUCCACAAGGGCAAUUAAAUAAUUGCGAGGAUGGAAAUCCAAAUAUCCCUAGUGAUGAUCAACAUCAACUAGAAAAUGAAUCACAUUCGACGAAGGGUGACGUAAAGACCAUCAAAUCUUCAAAAAAGGCGGCAGGAACAGUUCGGAGAGUUAUUUCUUCGAGAUCUGUGGUACGGAGAGUAUCUGUGGCUCCUUUUGACGGAACAAAGAAUCCAGCUACGGCGAAACCGAAGUCUCGCAAACGACGACAUGAUGAGUUCGCCAGCGUUCAUGCCGGAUUAUCUGCACAAUCGGACAUUUUAGAACCUCCAAAAGGGAAAAUUACAGCUUUAAACACACAGUCCACAGCGGUGCCUGGUCUCGCAUAUGGCCUUGACCGGGUAUUAUUCAAUCCGGGAGUAUAUCACCUUCGCGAUCCAAGAUCUCGCGUGUAUAAUUUCGACCCAUACCUUAGCUCCAUCAUGCCGGUUUCCGAGUUUGAUUUUAAAGCAUUGGGCGAUUACAUUACGAGUUCGCAGGACGUUAUUCUUAGAAAAAUAGCUAGAGAGCAGGGGAAAAAAUACAUAGGAUCGUCAUCGAGUAUGACAAGUGUCCUAUCGCAUUUCCACUUUCUUCUUUCAGCAUGGCGGCCGCUUGAUUUGAAAAUGAUAUCCCGAGGAUUUUCCGAUGAGAUGCAAACAUUUACGCGGCUUACCAGGGCACCCUCUGCUGUAUUUUUGCGAUACAAAGAUGGGGUAUACGCUAUUGAUGCGGAUAAAGAAUUUGACUCAGCAAAUGUCUUGAUGAAUCUGGGGAAAUCUAUGGAAAAGCUUCUCACGAUGCCAACGGACGAAUUUGAACGCUAUCGAAGAAUGCCGGGCGAAGAGCCAGUACCAGGUGAAGCGGCACCUGAAAGCUACCAUUACUCGACAUACGGAGACUUUUUAAUGCGAGCGCAACUUGACGCAUAUGAUCCUCGCCUUCCCGGCACCGGCAUGUUUGAUCUGAAAACCCGCGCGGUCGUAUCUGUUCGAAUGGAUUCCAGCAACUUCACGCGGGGGGCGGGCUACGAAAUUCGGAGCCGGUUCGGGGACUACGAGUCCUUCGAACGAGAAUAUUUCGAUAUGGUCCGGUCGGCGUUUCUAAAGUAUUCGCUUCAGGUGCGAAUUGGACGAAUGGAUGGUAUAUUUGUUGCGUUUCACAAUGUUCGACGGAUCUUUGGGUUCCAGUAUGUUUCUCUGCCCGAAAUGGACAAAGCGCUUCAUGGCCAAGAAGAUACGACUUUGGGAGACGUAGAGUUCAUGCAUAGCGUGGCUCUGUGGAAUAAAAUCCUGGACAAGGUCAGCGCUCGAUUUCCCGAACAAUCACUGCGAUUCCACUUUGAGACACGGACAGGGGUUCUGCCGUUCAUGUAUAUUUUCGCGGAACCAGUGACGGAGGAGCAGAUUGAUGAAAUCCAAACGCGCAACCAAGAGCAGAUCGAGCGAAUUCAGAAGCAGCUUUUGUACCCAGAACUUUGCGACAGCUCAGAGGAAGCGCCAGCGGCUGAAGUAACAUCGCCACCAUCAGAAGAGACGCAGGCCGAGAAGGACGGGGAGCAGGCAGACUCCAACCAGGCGGAGGAAUCUGCACAGUCCGUGGUGGGGAUGACGUUGCAUGUUUACCACAAGGUGAACGGGUCGCACGUCGAGCGGCCCCAGGACCUGACGGCGGACGACAAGUGGGAAGUCGACUACAAGCUCACAGUGCUGCCCUCGUCGCGAGCGCAGGUGCUAUUCCAGGCAUGCCAGCGGCGGCGAGAGAAGCAGUACAAGGAAACGGAAGGGUCGGAGGCGGACUUUUAUCGACGGAAAUUGUGGUCCAUCAGUGACCGGGGCAUCAAAUGGAGGGAAGCGCAGGACAAGCUGGACCAGGAACAUGGGAUUGUGCAGUUGGGCGGAUAG